This is a messenger RNA of Spea bombifrons (plains spadefoot toad), 744 nucleotides long. Its product is annotated as prolyl-tRNA synthetase associated domain-containing protein 1. The transcript has 2 exons. The record is from RefSeq and is a predicted model, not a curated record. Bases 43 to 552 code for a protein of 169 amino acids. Gene Ontology annotation, molecular function: aminoacyl-tRNA deacylase activity. NCBI's taxonomy places the organism in Eukaryota, Metazoa, Chordata, Amphibia, Anura, Pelobatidae.
CGUGUGAGCGUUUUCCACGUAUAGACUCAUUAGACUGACAGCAUGGCGGGCGGUCUGCGGGAGGAGCUGCAGCGGUACCUGCAGGAGCUGGGUAUCCAGCCGGUGUGUGUGGAGCACCCCGAGGUGUUUACAGUGGAGGAAAUGAUGCCCCACGUUCAGCACUUGGAAGGAGCACACAGUAAAAAUCUUUUCUUAAAAGACAAGAAGAAGAAAAGCUUAUGGCUGGUAACGGUUUUACACGACCGACAAGUAAACCUCAACGAUCUCGCCAAGAAGCUGAACGUUGGCAGCGGAAACCUCAGGUUUGCCGAUGAAGCAGCGAUGCUGGAAAAACUCAAAGUGGGCCAAGGAUGCGCCACGCCACUUGCCUUGUUCUGUGACAAAGGAGACGUGAAGUUUGUUCUAGAUGCGGCAUUUCUGGAAGGUGGUCACAAGAGACUCUAUUUUCAUCCGAUGACCAACUCCGCCACCAUGGGCCUGACUCCGGAUGAGUUCACAACAUUUCUGAAAAAAACUGGGCAUGAUCCGGUUGUGAUACAGUUUGAUGACUGAAUUCACUACAAAAGUCCAGAAUUCUGAAGAAUCUAGAAGAUUGCCAGCUAAAGUGGAACUACUACUCUCAUAACAACCAGCCACUACAGCUGGAAAUGGCUUAUACGUACGACUAAACAUCAUGUCAGUUGUAGUUUCACAACAGCUUUAGAUACUAUGUGGGUAAUCCUCAGAGUAAACAAGGAAGCAGGA